AUGAGGCUUAGUCAUGUCGGUGGUGCCUUCGUGAGCCUGCUCCAUGCUGUGUUCCUUUCCUUUUACACGGACUUGUUUCUGAGGCAGCACAUACCGGCCGUGGGCCACGGUUUCGCCAACGUCGAGGAGGGCACCGUAGGAAGUGACAGUCGUGCCACUUUGUGGUAUUUUGUGCUUGGCCAGCUUCUAUACGCCUUUUGGAACGGCGUAAAGGAAGUGGCAUUUGAGAGGCGCUGCGGAAAUGUGUAUUCCUAUUCGGUCACGCGCGUCCAGAUGUGGCGACUAUCGUGUUGCGGUCCUAUUUGGGCGAUGGCAUUCGCAUUGCUGUGGUUCCCUGUUAGUGCGUCACUCUUGCACCCCGCCGUGCGCUUUACGCUAAUGAUGGCAGUGUACGACAAACUCUUGGGCCUUUGUAGGACGGCGCUGGAGACUCUGUCUCGGGGGGAGCUGCAACCGGGCGACCUCGGCGCUGAGGUGUACGACGUGCUGGGCGGAGUUGCCGUCGCUCUGGCGUGUUACUUAAGCGAGCUGGAGAGCACUGACGGGGAUGCUUUCUCAGCAUUCCGCUGGUUUACAACAAUAUGUGCGAUUGCCGCGGCGCUUGCUCUCUACACCUGCGGUCGCCAGCAGCUCAAGACGGAGGAGACGGUGUGGGUGGAGGGCACGCCGGAGAGUUUGCAGGACUUGAAGCUGUUUGCGCAGCAGACCCUGAACCGCUGCAGUAUGAAAGCCGCGGUGUUGCUGUGGACACUGCAGGAAUACAACGACGUUUUUGCGACGUGCUUCUUCAACGUCUUCUUGACCAUGUGCAGCAGUACUGUGUCCCUCCCCGUACGGGCCCUCAUGCUGCUGCUGGCGUAUGUGACUCCGCAUAUGGUCAUUGCCGCCGCCGUUCCAUUCCUCAAGGCUAUUGGAAAGAAGCGUCUGGUUAGUGUUCUUUUGUUGUUAAGGGCGUCUGUGGGCGCACUUUUUAUCGCAGUAGCUCUGUGCGAUCGUGCACUCGUGUUUCACGGGGAUGUGAAGACGUCCUCGAGGUUCGUCAUACUCUUGCUAUUUUCGAACCGUCUAUUGACGGACACGGUCAGCCACGUCCAGUCGUUGGUCCUUAGCGACCUCGUUGACGAGGACACCGUCAUAUUUGCUCGUCUACACCGAAUGACGGCUCCAACACAACAACUUCUCACGAUAGUGUCAAAGCCGUUUCAGUCCUUGUCGCUGGCGCUGACGUGCCUGCUACUGGUACACAUGUGCCAGGACAAUGCAACCCGCCUCGAGGGCGCUGCGUGGCUUGCCGGCGGCACGGCAUUUUUCACAUCGCUGCUGGCGUUGUGGGGCUGGGGUCUGUAUUACAACCUCGACGGGUACCAUCUGCAGUUUGUGCUUAUGGCGGUGCGUAAACGCGCCGAUGGGGACGUACCGGUGGUGUGA
This is a messenger RNA of Trypanosoma grayi, 1428 nucleotides long. Its product is annotated as transmembrane protein 180. The record is from RefSeq and is a predicted model, not a curated record. The transcript has a single exon. The coding region runs from base 1 to 1428 and encodes 475 amino acids. Lineage: Eukaryota; Euglenozoa; Kinetoplastea; Trypanosomatida; Trypanosomatidae.